Spinacia oleracea (spinach) is the source of this 1269-nucleotide messenger RNA. RefSeq lists its product as uncharacterized. Bases 416 to 1264 code for a protein of 282 amino acids. The transcript has 6 exons. The record is from RefSeq and is a predicted model, not a curated record. NCBI's taxonomy places the organism in Eukaryota, Viridiplantae, Streptophyta, Magnoliopsida, Caryophyllales, Amaranthaceae.
CCUGCGUCGCUGUCUUGGUUCCGUUGGUUGCUCAUCUCCCCGUCGCGUCGUGGUUCAGCCCUGCGUCGCUGUCUUGGUUCCGUGGUUCCGUGGUUCAGCCCUGCGUCGCUGUCUUGGUUCCGUGGUUCAGCAUCUCCCCGUCGCGUCGUGGUUCCGGUGGUUGCUCGGCGUCGUGGUUCCGGUGGUAUGUUAAUUGUGAAGAUGGGUAGAUACGCAUAUGGUUGAAGAGAGGGGCGAUGAUCGUACUGCCAGCAUAAUCUAUCAUCGUGCUUGUUCGAAUUUCAACAAUUGCAUAAGAUGACUUGAGAUCCCCGAGUCAGAAAUUUUCAGAAGCUUUCGGUGAUUUGUGUCUUUUCAGAAGUUCUCAGAAUCGGAAAAUAAAGCACGUAUUUACUUUUGGAACAACAUAGGUACGAUGAAUGAAAACCAAAUUGUUGUUAGGCAUGAAUCAGAAGGUGGCAAGACUCCCACAACGCGUGACGAAUCACAAGAUGUUAGUACGAUUACAAAGACCAUUAAAGGCCGUGGUCCGUCAAAAGGUGUUAAAGUCGCUAAGCCUAUGUUCCUUGAGUAUAAUGUAUAUAAUGUCCCCGAUGGACAAUGGUCUCAUGAAUACGGGAAGCAAGUUGGGAGUUGUGCUACUAGAAUUAAUAUUAACGUCCCAUUAUAUCCAAAGGUAGAUGAGCAAAUCAAGAAGGGGUUUUGGGAGGAGACUAAGCUUAUGUUCCACAUUACUGAUGAUUCUAAUCAUUCGAGGGAGAAAUAUUUUCAUUCUUGUGUGGCGAAACGAUUUAGUUGUUUCAAGAGCAAGUUGGUGCGCCGAUGGAUAACUAUGAAGGAAAAGAAGCCAAAAAAUCAAACAAACAAGAUGCCUUGGGAUGUCUACAACCAUAUCACAGAGGAUGAUUGGAAGACUUUUGUUAAACAUUAUUUCCUGCCAGAGUCAUUGCUUCGUAGUGAAAAGGCGAGGAAAAGUGCAUCAUGCAACAAGAACCCACAUCGCACCGGCCAAAAGGGUUAUAAUAGAAAGCGACUAGAUUGGAUAAAGGAUGGACGACUUCCACCAGAUGCAGCUUUACCUAUCUCGAGUAGCUCCUCGGUGAACUCAUCAGUGACCUCAAAUGUUAAUAGAGUUAGAAAAUACAGAUCAAAGGAGUGGAUUUUGGCCCAUCAAGUACAAAAUAAAGAGGGAAAGUGGGAAAUUGACCCAAACGAUACAGAAGUUGUUGAAAUCGCAACAAAAGCUGUAAGUAGCGAUAAUUAAUUAAU